Molecule: messenger RNA, 1512 nt
Organism: Chanos chanos (milkfish)
Lineage: Eukaryota; Metazoa; Chordata; Actinopteri; Gonorynchiformes; Chanidae
Product: betaine--homocysteine S-methyltransferase 1
Exons: 8
Coding region: 62-1264 (400 amino acids)
Biological process (GO): L-methionine salvage
Cellular component (GO): cytosol
Molecular function (GO): zinc ion binding; betaine-homocysteine S-methyltransferase activity
Source: RefSeq, a predicted model, not a curated record
CACUGGCUAAGUGGGGUUUGCUGUUGCAAAGAGCUCUGAACUGCACCUGAACUUGGAAGAGAUGGCACCAGGCAAGAAGGGUAUUCUGGAGCGUCUGAAUGCGGGUGAAGUUGUCAUCGGUGAUGGAGGAUUUGUGUUCGCUCUGGAGAAGAGAGGUUACGUGAAGGCUGGGCCAUGGACUCCUGAGGCCACUGUCACUCAUCCAGAGGCCGUGCGUCAGCUGCACAGGGAGUUCCUGAGAGCAGGGGCUAAUGUCAUGCAAACCUUCACAUUCUACGCCAGUGAUGAUAAACUGGAGAACAGAGGAAACAACCUGCGUCUCACUGGACAACAGAUCAAUGAAGCUGCCUGUGACCUGGCCAGGGAGGUUGCCAAUGAGGGUGAUGCUUUGGUUGCUGGUGGAGUCUGUCAGACUCCCUCUUAUCUCAGCUGCAAGAGUGAGGUGGAGGUGAAGGCCAUCUUCAAGAAACAGAUUGAUGUGUUUGUUAAGAAAAAUGUGGACUUCCUGAUAGCUGAGUACUUUGAACAUGUUGAGGAAGCAGAAUGGGCAGUACAGGUCCUGAAGACCACUGGAAAACCUAUUGCUGCUUGCUUGUGUAUUGGACCUGAAGGAGACCUAAAUGGUGUCAGCCCUGGAGACUGUGCUGUCAAGCUGGUUAAGGCUGGUGCUCAGAUCGUCGGAAUCAACUGCCACUUUGAUCCCAUGACUUGCGUGGAGACCGUCAGGCUCAUGAAGCAGGGUGUGGAACGUGCUGGGCUGAGGGCACACUACAUGGUUCAGCCCCUGGCCUAUCACACCCCAGACUGCAACCGCCAAGGCUUCAUCGACCUCCCCGAGUUCCCGUUUGCUCUGGAGCCCAGAAUUCUGACCAGAUGGGACAUGCACAAAUAUGCGAGAGAGGCCUACAAUGUCGGCAUACGCUUCAUUGGAGGAUGCUGUGGGUUUGAACCCUACCACAUCCGUGCUGUGGCAGAAGAACUGGCCUCAGAGAGGGGUUUCUUACCUCCCGCCUCUGAGAAGCAUGGUCUAUGGGGUAGUGGAUUGGAGAUGCACACCAAACCCUGGGUCAGAGCAAGGUCCCGACGUGAAUAUUGGGAGAAGAUCAGACCGGCUUCUGGACGUCCUAAAUGCCCUUCACUGUCUACACCCGAAAGUUGGGGGAUCACCAAAGGUCACGCUGACCUCAUUCAGCACAAGGAGGCCACCUCAGCGCAGGAGAUCCAACACCUGCUGGAGAUGCAACAAAAAGCAAGGACAAAGUAAAGGGAAACUUCUGAGGUUAUGAUCUUUGCUUUCCUCAAAGGCUUUAGAUGAAAAAGAAUGAUGUAUGUGGGUGAGUGAGUGAGCCAGUGAUUGAGUGAGUCAGUGAAUGGGUUGGGUGGGAAUGGUGAGAAGACAGUCACUUCAUCCAAUCUUCCUGUUAGCACUUGUAAACAAUACGUUUCUGUGAUGCCGUGUUUCGCUCUGUAUUAUUUGAGUUUGGCAACAAUAAACUGACCUUUGAGACUCAA